UCCUUCCUCCUUCCCCUGCCAGUCCGCUUGCCUUCCUCCCUAUCUUCCCGGCCCGGCCUCCCCCUCCUUCCCCCGCCGGCCCCCUCCCCGCAGGGAUAAUAUGGUCUCCGGCGAUGGACUCCCCAAGUGCAGGAUACACCUUUGAGUACCUUAUUGAAACAUUAAGUGGCAAUUCACAUAAGAAGUUCUUCAAUGUACCUAAACUUGGAGGCACCAAAUAUGAUAUUCUGCCUUAUUCAAUACGGGUCCUGUUGGAAGCUGCUGUACGAAAUUGUGAUGGGUUUUUAAUUAAAAAGGAAGAUGUUAUGAACAUUUUGGACUGGAAAACCAAACAAAGCAAUGUCGAAGUGCCCUUUUUCCCUGCCCGUGUUGUUCUUCAAGAUUUUACCGGAAUACCUGCAAUGGUGGAUUUUGCUGCUAUGAGGGAGGCAGUGAAAAGUCUUGGAGGUGAUCCUAAGAAAGUCCACCCUGCCUGUCCAACAGAUCUCACAGUUGACCAUUCUUUACAGAUCGACUUCAGUAAAUGUGCAAUACAGAAUGCACCAAAUCCUGGAGGUGGUGACCUGCAGAAAGCAGGAAAGCUCUCCCCACUUAAAGUGCAGCCUAAGAAGCUUCCAUGCCGAGGCCAGACUACCUGCCGAGGAUCAUGUGAUUCUGGAGAACUAAGCCGAAACUCAGGAACAUUUUCUUCACAGAUUGAGAAUACGCCCAUCCUAUGUCCUUUUCAUUUGCAACCAGUGCCUGAACCUGAGACAGUGUUAAAAAAUCAAGAAGUGGAAUUCGGCAGAAAUCGAGAGAGGCUUCAGUUUUUUAAGUGGAGUUCAGGAGCUUUUAAGAAUGUGGCAGUCAUCCCUCCUGGAACUGGAAUGGCUCAUCAAGUGAACUUAGAAUAUUUAUCAAGAGUAGUUUUUGAAGAAAAGGACCUGCUCUUCCCAGACAGUGUAGUUGGCACAGACUCUCAUAUAACCAUGGUGAAUGGAUUGGGGAUUCUUGGGUGGGGAGUUGGAGGCAUUGAAACAGAAGCAGUUAUGCUGGGCCUACCAGUUACUCUUCCUUUACCAGAAGUGGUUGGAUGUGAACUAACUGGGUCGUCCAAUGCUUUCGUUACGUCCAUAGAUAUUGUCCUCGGCAUUACAAAGCACCUCAGGCAGGUAGGAGUGGCUGGAAAGUUUGUUGAGUUUUUUGGAAGUGGAGUUUCACAAUUGUCUAUUGUUGAUCGAACUACCAUAGCAAACAUGUGUCCAGAAUAUGGUGCUAUCCUCAGCUUUUUCCCUGUUGACAAUGUGACACUACGACAUUUAGAACAUACAGGUUUUGACAAAACCAAACUUGAGUCAAUGGAAAAAUACCUUAAAGCUGUGAAAUUGUUUCGGAAUGAUGAGAAUUCUUCAGAACCUGAAUAUUCUCAGGUGAUACAGAUUAAUUUGAAUUCAAUAGUUGCAUCCGUCAGUGGUCCAAAAAGGCCUCAGGAUAGAGUUGCUAUAACAGAUAUGAAAAGUGAUUUUCAGGCUUGCUUAAAUGAAAAGGUUGGAUUUAAAGGUUUUCAAGUUGCAGCAGAAAAACAAAGUGAUACUGUCUCUAUUCAUUACGAUGGAAGUGAGUAUAAGCUGUCCCAUGGAUCUGUGGUCAUUGCUGCGGUUAUCAGUUGUACCAAUAAUUGCAAUCCAUCUGUCAUGCUUGCUGCAGGUCUUUUGGCUAAGAAGGCUGUAGAAACUGGUUUGCGAGUUAAACCUUAUAUAAGAACAAGUUUAUCUCCAGGCAGUGGGAUGGUUACACAUUACCUCAGUUCAAGUGGAGUGUUACCCUAUCUUAGCAAGCUAGGAUUUGAAAUAGUUGGCUAUGGAUGUUCAACAUGUGUGGGAAAUACAGCACCUUUAUCAGAAGCCGUUUUAAAUGCAGUAAAACAGGGUGAUUUGGUUACCUGUGGAGUUUUAUCUGGAAACAAAAAUUUUGAAGGUCGACUUUGUGAUUGUGUCCGUGCCAAUUACCUUGCCUCUCCACCCUUAGUGGUGGCUUAUGCCAUAGCAGGCACCGUGAAUAUAGAUUUCCAGACAGAGCCUUUAGGUACUGACUCUACGGGCAAGGAAAUUUACCUGCAUGACAUUUGGCCUAGUCGAGAAGAAGUUCAUCAGAUAGAAGAAGAACACGUUGUAUUGUCCAUGUUUAAAGCUUUGAAAGAGAAGGUAGAGAUGGGAAAUAAACGGUGGAAUUCCUUAGAAGCCCCCGAGUCAGUGCUCUUUCCGUGGGACAUAAAGUCUACUUAUAUCAGAUGCCCUUCGUUUUUUGAUAAGCUUACCAAAGAGCCAGCUGUCCUCCAGCCUAUCGACAAGGCCCAUGUCUUACUGUAUUUGGGAGACUCGGUCACUACAGACCACAUAUCACCUGCUGGAAGUAUUGCUAGGAGCAGUGCUGCCGCUAAGUAUCUGACAAACAGAGGCCUUACUCCUCGGGAGUUCAACUCUUACGGAGCCCGAAGAGGUAACGAUGCUGUGAUGACAAGAGGCACGUUUGCAAACAUCAAGCUUUUUAAUAAGUUUAUUGGGAAGCCAGCUCCCAAAACAGUUCACUUUCCAUCAGGACAGACGCUCGAUGUAUUUGAAGCUGCAGAACUGUACCAGAAAGAAGGUAUCCCACUGAUCAUUUUAGCAGGGAAAAAAUAUGGUUCAGGAAAUUCAAGAGACUGGGCUGCCAAAGGACCCUAUUUGCUGGGUGUAAAGGCUGUUUUGGCUGAAAGUUAUGAAAAAAUACACAAAGAUCAUUUGAUUGGAAUUGGCAUAGCUCCGCUUGAGUUCCUCCCAGGAGAAAAUGCAGACUCCUUGGGCCUCUCUGGUAGAGAAGUAUUUUCUUUAUCAUUUCCUGAAGAACUGUCUCCUGGAAUUACAUUAAAUAUGAAGACAAGCACUGGAAAAGAAUUCAGCGUGAUUGCAUCAUUUGAAAAUGAUGUGGAGAUAACUUUGUACAAACAUGGAGGCUUAUUAAACUUUGUGGCUCGAAAAUUCUCAUAGUAUCUACUCACCAUGGUAUCUUUCAUGACUGGUAACGGCAAAGCCUUUUGUGCUGGACCCAGGAACCUUUGCCAUGGAGCUGCAGAUAAUUCCAGUACACUUGUUAAUCUCAUCCAUGGAUGUAAAUGAUUAUGAAUCAAUGUUGUGACUGAAAUGAAAUCUUGAUUUUAAAUAAUAUACGAAUGGUGCUAUUAACAUUGCUAAAAUCAACGUGUGAAGUGUGUUGUGGAAGAGACCUGUAAGUAUGGGGGUUAUAUUUUAUCAGAACAUUUUGUAAAUAAAGACAGAAUUUGAAUUUG
Peromyscus eremicus (cactus mouse) is the source of this 3304-nucleotide messenger RNA. RefSeq names its product iron responsive element binding protein 2 (gene Ireb2). The transcript has 22 exons. Gene Ontology annotation, cellular component: cytosol; mitochondrion. Gene Ontology annotation, biological process: citrate metabolic process; tricarboxylic acid cycle. The record is from RefSeq and is a predicted model, not a curated record. Lineage: Eukaryota; Metazoa; Chordata; Mammalia; Rodentia; Cricetidae. Bases 114 to 3005 code for a protein of 963 amino acids. Gene Ontology annotation, molecular function: 4 iron, 4 sulfur cluster binding; iron-responsive element binding; aconitate hydratase activity.